GUUGUCAUUUACGAAAAUAAGAAAAAGUUUUGUUAAUUUAUGAAUUCCUGUGCAUUUAACUGAUUAAAUUAGUGAAUUCGAGCCAAAAAUUUGGCUUUAAUUACGCAUUAGCAUUAUUCCUCUGCUGCUAAUUCAUUUUAAGCGGUGAUUAUUCAUUAAUAAAAUAACCGUUGUCUUGACUUGGUGUAAUCAUUAAAUGAUUGAAGUUUUAGCUACUCGCGUGGCACACCUGUUUGUUUAUUAUUAAUGUUUCAGUGAUGGCUUCGAAAGGAAUGCUAACUGUCGACGAGCAUGGCCGCUCAGAUUCAUAUCGUGUUGCAACUAUCCCGUCCAAUUUCGACGACAACAAAACUGCAGAUGGCCGGCCCAAGUCUCGAAGGAAGGUGAAGAAGAUAAGGAAAGCUGAGGAUUUAGAUGAUUUGAAACAAGAAUUAGACAUCGAUUAUCACAAGAUCUCACCAGAAGAAUUGUAUCAAAGAUUUCAAACACAUCCCGAAAACGGUCUUAGUCAUGCAAAAGCGAAAGAAAAUUUGGACAGGGACGGACCCAAUGCUCUCACACCCCCUAAAACCACUCCCGAAUGGGUGAAGUUCUGUAAAAAUCUUUUCGGUGGUUUCGCUCUUUUACUUUGGAUCGGUGCAAUCCUUUGUUUUAUAGCCUAUUCCAUACAGGCUAGUACUAUAGAAGAACCAUCAGAUGAUAAUCUGUAUCUUGGCAUCGUAUUAGCUGCCGUUGUUAUCGUUACAGGUAUAUUUUCGUACUACCAAGAAAGUAAAAGCUCGAAGAUUAUGGAAUCGUUCAAGAAUAUGGUACCUCAAUUCGCUACCGUACUUAGGGAAGGAGAGAAAUUAACCCUCCGCGCCGAAGAUCUGGUGCUCGGUGAUGUGGUUGAGGUGAAAUUCGGCGACAGGAUUCCAGCUGAUAUCAGAAUAAUCGAAUCUAGAGGAUUCAAAGUCGACAAUUCAUCGUUGACGGGAGAAUCCGAGCCACAAAGCAGGAGUCCCGAAUUCACGCACGAGAAUCCCCUCGAAACUAAAAACCUAGCGUUCUUCUCUACUAACGCUGUCGAAGGCACUGCCAAAGGUGUUGUUAUUAGUUGCGGAGACAAUACGGUUAUGGGCCGUAUCGCCGGUCUGGCAUCCGGUUUGGACACCGGCGAAACUCCCAUCGCCAAAGAAAUACACCACUUCAUCCAUCUCAUCACCGGCGUGGCCGUUUUCUUAGGCGUCACCUUUUUCCUUAUCGCUUUUAUCCUCGGUUAUCAUUGGUUGGACGCCGUCAUCUUCCUGAUCGGCAUCAUCGUGGCCAACGUACCGGAAGGUCUCUUAGCCACCGUCACCGUUUGUUUGACUCUCACUGCCAAGAGAAUGGCAUCGAAGAACUGCUUGGUAAAGAACUUGGAAGCUGUCGAAACCUUGGGAUCCACCAGCACCAUUUGCUCAGACAAGACUGGAACGCUGACUCAAAACAGGAUGACCGUCGCUCACAUGUGGUUCGAUAAUCAGAUCAUCGAAGCCGAUACGACAGAGGAUCAAUCGGGCGUCCAAUACGACCGAACCAGCCCAGGUUUCAAGGCGUUGUCCCGCAUCGCAGCCUUGUGCAACCGGGCCGAAUUCAAACCCGGCCAGGACGGUGUCGCUAUAUUGAAACGCGAAGUCAACGGAGACGCGUCCGAAGCCGCCCUUCUCAAAUGCAUGGAACUGGCCCUCGGCGACAUAAUGUCCAUCAGACGCAAGAACAAAAAGGCCUGCGAAAUUCCCUUCAACUCCACCAACAAAUACCAAGUGUCGAUUCACGAGAACGAAGAUCCCAACGAUCCUCGUCACAUUUUAGUCAUGAAGGGAGCCCCGGAAAGGAUCUUGGAACGGUGCAGCACCAUUUUCAUUUGCGGCAAGGAGAAGGUGCUCGACGAAGAGAUGAAGGAGGCGUUCAACAACGCGUACCUGGAAUUGGGCGGUCUCGGCGAGCGCGUGCUCGGCUUCUGCGACUUCCUCCUGCCCACGGACAAGUACCCGAUCGGCUACAAAUUCAACGGCGACGAUCCCAACUUCCCGCUGGACGGGCUCAGAUUCGUCGGGCUGAUGUCGAUGAUCGAUCCCCCUCGCGCCGCCGUACCGGACGCGGUGGCCAAGUGCCGAAGCGCCGGUAUCAAGGUCAUCAUGGUGACCGGCGACCAUCCCAUCACCGCCAAGGCCAUCGCCAAAUCCGUGGGCAUCAUCUCCGAGGGCAACGAGACCGUCGAGGACAUCGCCCAGCGGUUGAACAUCCCCGUGUCGGAGGUCAAUCCGAGAGAGGCUAAAGCUGCAGUCGUGCACGGCUCCGACCUGAGGGAAAUAUCCUCCGAUCAAUUGGACGAAAUACUGAGAUAUCACACUGAAAUUGUAUUCGCUAGGACCUCGCCUCAACAGAAACUCAUCAUCGUCGAGGGUUGUCAACGAAUGGGCGCUAUCGUUGCUGUUACAGGUGACGGUGUGAACGAUUCGCCGGCGUUGAAGAAGGCCGACAUCGGCGUCGCCAUGGGCAUAGCCGGUUCGGACGUGUCCAAGCAGGCCGCCGACAUGAUCCUGCUGGACGACAACUUCGCUUCGAUCGUCACCGGCGUGGAGGAGGGCCGGCUCAUCUUCGACAACCUCAAAAAAUCCAUCGCCUACACGUUGACCUCUAACAUUCCCGAAAUCUCGCCUUUCCUCGCCUUCAUUCUUUGCGACGUUCCUUUACCUUUGGGUACGGUUACAAUUCUUUGCAUCGAUCUCGGAACUGACAUGGUGCCUGCUAUAUCUUUGGCUUACGAGGAAGCUGAAGCUGACAUAAUGAAGAGACCUCCGAGAGAUCCACAUAACGAUAAACUUGUUAACGAUAGAUUGAUUUCGAUGGCAUAUGGUCAAAUCGGUAUGAUCCAAGCUGCAGCUGGUUUCUUCGUCUAUUUCGUCAUCAUGGCUGAAAACGGAUUCCUGCCGAUGAAGCUCUUCGGUAUCCGGAAACAAUGGGACUCGAAAGCCGUCAACGAUCUUACAGACUCUUACGGCCAGGAAUGGACUUACAGAGACAGAAAGACUUUGGAGUACACUUGCCACACGGCGUUCUUCGUAUCUAUCGUGGUCGUACAAUGGGCCGAUUUGAUCAUUUGCAAGACUCGCCGUAAUUCGAUCAUCCACCAAGGCAUGAGAAAUUGGGCGUUGAACUUCGGUCUCGUGUUCGAAACCGCGCUCGCUGCGUUCCUUUCGUACACUCCCGGCAUGGACAAGGGUCUCAGAAUGUUCCCUCUCAAGUUCGUCUGGUGGUUGCCAGCAAUUCCAUUCAUGUUGGCUAUCUUCAUAUACGACGAAGUGCGACGGUUCUACUUGCGACGUUGCCCCGGCGGCUGGUUAGAACAAGAAACCUAUUAUUAAGUAUUAAAUAUCAGAGUACUGCCACUCAGUGGAUGCUGCGGGGACGGUUCGUUCUCCGCAGUUUCGAUAGGAAAGAUCUCGUUUACAAUGUUAGCAUGAUGUACCGAUACGCGGCGAAAGCAGUUGUUACUAAAAUUAAUUAGAACCGACGACGUCUUUCCCUAUCGAUUAUUGUACAAAAAAAAAUACUGUUGCUAAUUCUAGUAAAUUUGCUGCUUGUGCAGUUUUUAAAUAGUUAAGUACGUCGUGCAAGAUAGAGGCGAUUCCUCCGAGCAAACGACUCGUUCGUGCACGCGUUAGUUAUUUAUUAAUCUUAUUAAUUUGGAUUAUAUUAAAAAUAGAGGAAAAAAAAAGUAACAAUGACAAGUAUGAACCACAACCAAUAACAAUAAUUCACUGUCUGUCGAAGACAUUUUAGUCGCAAGAGCGGUUUUCAAACAUUCCAUUUUUUCGAGGACUACAGUUGCCUUAGUGCUGUCUGUCGUACGGAGUUUCAAAUAAUUAAUAAAUAAUAUUCGGAAGAAUAAGGAUCGGGUUCGCGGCGUCUCGGCGGCUGCCCCGUCGCUGUUGCUUGUUGAAAGGGAGCCACUCGGACGACAAACACGCGUGCGCGACGCGUAUGAAUGAUUUUAGUACUAUUUAGGCUUUCAACACUUAGGUUAGCUAGAUUGUAACUGUGUUGUUAUUCGUAUUUAAAUGUCAACCAGGUCGUCGUGCUCAAUACACAACAUGACUAUAAUAAUUAAACACGAUUGUAAUCAUUUAAAUGAGAAUCAUCUAAUCUUUUUUUUAUUAUUAUAUAAUUUGAUUGUAUAUAUUCUUUGUGUUGGUUUUAUUUAAAGUCAGAUUCCAGUGCAAGGGUUGAUCGUUGUUAUAACACACACUAUAAUAUUAAAGUAAAGGUGGUUUUGCUUACGUAGAGUUUUUAUUUUUCAUAAUAAUCUGUCGCGCUUCGGUCGGUGACCAGCGGACCACGGUAAUGUUAUCUGACUGUAAAUAGAUUUAAGUAAAUCACUUAAUUAUAUAUUUCGCUUGUGUUCUUUUCAAAUUCAUGUUUUUAGUAAGUGAAGGAGCUGUUUACAUUUGGGUUUUAAUAAAAUGAACGAUAGUAAAUUAAGAUAGAAUUUUGUUUGUUCUUCCAAUAUGUUUAUUUAUUAUGCGAAAAUAUUCGUUUGCUUUUCACUUCCUGUAUAAUUUUAAGUAAAUUGUAGGUUUGUUUGCGAAGACGAUUCGAAACAAGUCUAUUGCAAAUUGCACGUUUGUAUGCAUGCGCAUUCUCGUUUUUAUAUGCUUUAAUUAAAAUACACAUCUCUACAGAAAUAUAAUUUGUACAGUGACUUGUCCAGGAUCGAUAUACACCUUGAUUCAUUUCAGUUUGCAAUACAUAUCGUCAUUUCCAUGAGUUACACAAAGAAAGUUUAUUAAAAUAACAGUUGUUAGAGUGAAAAGUU
Molecule: messenger RNA, 4840 nt
Organism: Phyllotreta striolata
Lineage: Eukaryota; Metazoa; Arthropoda; Insecta; Coleoptera; Chrysomelidae
Source: the annotation of a GenBank genome assembly